Messenger RNA from Rhinolophus ferrumequinum (greater horseshoe bat), 2362 nucleotides. Its product is annotated as inhibitor of carbonic anhydrase-like. Gene Ontology annotation, biological process: antibacterial humoral response; iron ion transport. Bases 71 to 2188 code for a protein of 705 amino acids. NCBI's taxonomy places the organism in Eukaryota, Metazoa, Chordata, Mammalia, Chiroptera, Rhinolophidae. The record is from RefSeq and is a predicted model, not a curated record. The transcript has 17 exons. Gene Ontology annotation, cellular component: plasma membrane; early endosome; extracellular region.
UGGCCGAGGCUUGCGGCUCAGGGGAUCCGGUUGGUGUCACUCGUCCAGUAUCGCGAGUCAGCAGCCGAGAAUGAGGCUCGCCAUCUGCGCCCUGCUGUGCUCAGGGGCCCUGGGGCUGUGUCUGGCUGUCCCCGACAAAACGGUGAGAUGGUGCACCAUCUCAAGUCAGGAGGCCAGCAAGUGCUCCAGUUUCCGUGACAGUAUGAAAAAAGUCCUUCCUGAGACGGGCCCUCUUGUCACCUGUGUGAAGAAAAGCUCCUCCCUUGAGUGCAUCAAGGCCAUCGCGGCAAAUGAAGCCGAUGCUGUGACGUUGGAUGCAAGUUUGGUGUUUGAGGCUGGCCUGGCUCCCUACAACCUAAAGCCUGUAGUGGCAGAGAACUAUGGGACAAAAGAAAAUCCCGAAACCCGCUAUUAUGCCGUGGCCUUGGUGAAGAAGGGCAGCAACUUCCAGCUGAACCAGCUCCAAGGCAGGAAGUCCUGCCACACAGGCCUUCACAGAUCCUCUGGCUGGAACAUCCCCAUCGGCACACUAUACUGGCAAUUGCCUGAGCCACGUGAACCUCUUGAGAAAGCAGUGGCCAACUUCUUCGCGGGCAGCUGUGUCCCAUGUGCAGAUCAGACGGCCUUCCCCAAACUGUGUCAACUGUGUGUGGGGAAAGGGACAGACAAGUGUGCCUGCUCCACCCAGGAACCAUACUUUGGCCCCGCCGGUGCCGUCAAGUGUCUGCAAGAUGGUGCGGGGGAUGUGGGCUUCAUGAGGCACGUGACGGUGUUAGAGAACCUGCCACACCAGGCUGACAGGGACCAGUAUGAGCUGCUCUGCAAGGACAACACCCGGAAGCCAGUGGACAAAUACGAGGAGUGCCACCUGUCCAGCGUCCCUUCCAAUGCUGUGGUGGCCCGAAGUGUGGGUGGCAAGGAGGACCUGAUCUGGGAGCUUCUCAGCCAGGCCCAGGAAAAUUUUGGAAAGGAGAAGUCAGCAGGAUUCCAGCUCUUUGGCUCUCCUCACGGGAAGGACCUGAUGUUUACAGAUGCCGCUCAUGGCUUUUUAAGAGUCCCACCUAAGAUGGAUGCCAAGCUGUACCUGGGAUACAAGUAUUUUGCUGCCACUCAGCAUCUAAGGGGAGGUGCGGAAGAGCCCCAGAGGGUGCAGUGGUGCGCAGUGGGCCCCCAAGAGAGGGCCAAGUGUGACAACUGGAGUGCCGUGAGCGGUGGUGCCUUAAGGUGUACCUCGGAGGAGAGCGUGGAGGACUGCAUCGCUGCCGUUGCCAAAGGAGAAGCUGACGCCAUGAGCUUAGAUGGAGGAUUUAUCUACACAGCGGGCAAGUGUGGUCUGGUGCCUGUCCUGGCCGAGAACUACAUGCCUAGCGAUGGCAGCAGGGAGCUUGGGUCUAAGUGUGUGAAAACACCCGUGGAAGGUUACUACGUUGUGGCAGUGGUAAAGAAAUCAGAUGCCGACCUCACCUGGAAUUCUCUUCGAGGCAAGAAGUCCUGCCAUACUGCAGUGGGCACUUCUGCCGGCUGGAACAUCCCCAUGGGUUUAAUAUACAACCAAACCGGGUCCUGUAAAUUUGAUGAAUUCUUCAGUCAGAGCUGUGCCCCUGGUUCUGAUCCAGAGUCCAGCCUGUGUGCUCUGUGCGGCGGAGGCAGCAACCCAGCCCACACGUGUGCUCCCCUCAGCCAGGAGCGGUACUACGGCUCCAGUGGGGCGUUCAGGUGUCUGGUUGAGAAGGGAGACGUGGCCUUUGUGAAGCACCCCACGGUCCUGCAGAACACUGACGGAAAGAACCCCGAAGAUUGGGCUAACAAUCUGAAGAAGGAAGACUUUCAGCUGCUGUGCCUCGAUGGCACUAGGAAGCCAGUGACUGAGCCUCAGAACUGCCACCUAGGCAGAGGCCCAAAUCAUGCUGUGGUGUCAAGGGAAGAUAAGGCAGAUUUUGUUCGCAGAAUGCUCUUCAACCAACAGGAGCUCUUUGGAAGAAAUGGGUUCGAAUAUAUGAUGUUCCAGUUGUUCAAAUCUUCAGCCAAGGACCUGCUUUUCAGUGAUGACACGGAAUGUUUGGCUAACCUUCAGGACAAAACAACUUAUCAAAAAUACUUAGGGCCAGAGUAUCUUAUGGAUAUUGCUAAAGUGAGGCAAUGCUUACCCUCUGAACUUCUCAACGCCUGCACAUUCCAUGGAAAUUAAAAACUAAUCAAAGUUGGGCAACUGCAGAGAUGCUCAGAGCCUGCAAAUAUGGUGGGGCCACAUUGUCACUUGUCUGCAUGUGGGUCUGUGUUAUUAUCAGUGAUCUUCAUCAUUAUGUGCUAUAACUGAUGCAAAAAUUGAAAUGAAUAAAAAUUAUUGUGUCUUCUCAGAAAA